UCAGCUGCUCCAUUCGUUUGCAGACCUGCGUUUACUUGCAGUGCUCCAGUAGUUAAAACCAGAAAAAAGCAAAAAUUCUUUCUAACCAGUACCAUCCUGCCAGUAUCCAAACCGGUGAGCCUGCCGUCUGAGAACCUGCCUUCCAUGGUUCAGCCUGGUGCCUCGGCGCCCACAAUUCAGCCUGAUGUCUUUACCCAGCCUGAUGCCUCUACCCAGCCUGAUGAACUGAUCCAGCCUGAUGAUCCUAUUAUGCCAGACGAUCCGGUACCUGAUGACCCGGUGCCCGCUGUCAUGCCUGGUGACCCGAUGCCCGCUGUCAAGCCAGACGAUCCAAUGCCUGAUGACCCAGUGCCCGCUGUCAUGCCUGGUGACCCGAUGCCCGCUGUCGAGGCAGACGAUCCAAUGCCUGAUGAC
Molecule: messenger RNA, 414 nt
Organism: Staurois parvus
Lineage: Eukaryota; Metazoa; Chordata; Amphibia; Anura; Ranidae
Source: the annotation of a GenBank genome assembly